AUGAUGGCAGUGCCUGAACUGCAAGGGGAGCCAGAGUACAUAUCCAAAGAGAAAGCACGAAUCGCUGCAUCUCAGGUGAAUGGGCAUGUACUGGUGGAGGACACCUGCUUAUGUUUUAAUGCGCUCAAAGGCCUACCAGGACCCUACAUAAAGUGGUUUCUUGAGAAGAUUGGGCAUGAAGGUUUAAAUAAUCUGUUAAACUCUUAUGAAGAUAAAUCAGUGUUCGCUAUGUGCAUCUUCUCUCUUGCUCUUGGACAUGGAGAGGAACCAAUCACAUUUGUUGGCAAAACUGCGGGAAAGAUCGUGCCUGCUAGAGGCCCUAACGAUUUUGGGUGGGAUCCUGUGUUCCAGCCAGAUGGUUUUGAACAAACAUAUGCUGAGAUGCCCAAGUCAGUGAAGAACCAAAUAUCUCAUAGAGGGAAAGCUCUUGCUCUGGUGAAAGAACACUUCGCAUCUGCUAGCUAUACAGUUCAGAGCGACGACUCAGCUUAAAGUUUGACUUGGAUUCCUAGACAAAUGAACUGUCAUUCUAGAAUGUAAACUGAACUACUACUUUUAGUGCAUACUUGUCUAGUGCCCUAUUAUACUUGCGAGUUGCGACAUUUCUUCACUGGGUCAACACUAGAAUCACAAACAGGAUAAAUAGAUUACACAACACCCUUCACCAGUAUCAAUGUCGAUAAGCCAAACGUACACAAGAUUUUCACACGGAGAGAUACUACACACUAUCUGCAUUUGAGUAGCUGCAGAAUACACCAAAGAAUCGUUGCCUA
Messenger RNA from Zea mays, 773 nucleotides. Its product is annotated as inosine triphosphate pyrophosphatase. The coding region runs from base 1 to 492 and encodes 163 amino acids. Gene Ontology annotation, cellular component: cytoplasm. The record is from RefSeq and is a predicted model, not a curated record. Gene Ontology annotation, molecular function: nucleoside triphosphate diphosphatase activity. The transcript is spliced from 8 exons. Gene Ontology annotation, biological process: nucleoside triphosphate catabolic process. NCBI's taxonomy places the organism in Eukaryota, Viridiplantae, Streptophyta, Magnoliopsida, Poales, Poaceae.